This is a messenger RNA of Eucalyptus grandis, 662 nucleotides long. Its product is annotated as LOB domain-containing protein 12. The coding region runs from base 122 to 601 and encodes 159 amino acids. The transcript is spliced from 2 exons. NCBI's taxonomy places the organism in Eukaryota, Viridiplantae, Streptophyta, Magnoliopsida, Myrtales, Myrtaceae. The record is from RefSeq and is a predicted model, not a curated record.
UUUGUCUUCAGCUCUAAGCUUGCAACAUUGUGCUGCUGCAACAUAUGCUGAGUGUCUGGCUUCGUCUUUCAUCAAGACGAGCAAGUGCUUUCGUAAUACUCACAACCGGGGAAAGGGAAUUAUGGGAGGAUCGUCGGGAUCUUCGCCAUGUGCUUCCUGCAAGCUGUUGAGACGCCGCUGCUCCAAGGAUUGCAUCUUCGCUCCAUAUUUCCCACCCCACGACCCUCAUAAGUUUGCCAUUGUUCAUAAGGUCUUUGGUGCCAGUAAUCUCAGCAAAAUGUUGCAGGAACUUCCGGUGAAUCAGAGAGGAGAUGCGGUGAGCAGUUUAGUGUACGAGGCAAAUGCAAGGGUGAGAGACCCAGUAUAUGGGUGCGUAGGCACGAUAUCUUACUUGCAGAAUCAAGUGUCUGAAUUGCAGCUUCAGCUUGCAGCGGCCCAAGCAGAAGUUCUUUCCAUGCAAAUGCACCAAAAGCCACAUCUUGUACAACAAGAUAGGGAGACGUCUUUUCUCAUGGCUGGGGACAACUUCAACAGCGUUUCACACUAUAUUGCCGCCAGUGUAAUCCAGGAUCCUCUUAAGAGAGAGUCCUUUUCGACUUAACUUCUCUUGUGGUGAUUAAAAUGACAAGUUCCACUUGUUUCAGAGUUAUAUUUUUUUCCUC